AAAUUUCCUUCAAACUUUCCCAGAAUUUUGAAUUGAAGCUAAGCGUCGGGUUAGCAGCUGAGGAGCACAUCCAAGAUCCACUGCAAUGGAUGAUCAUAAUUCGGACGAGUCAAAGCAAAACACUGCUGAUAUGACUGUUUUUGUGCAAAAUCUUCUUCAACAAAUGCAAUCUAGGUUUCAAACAAUGUCUGAUUCCAUUAUCACCAAGAUCGACGACAUGGGAAACCGUAUAAACGAGUUGGAGCAAAGCAUCAAUGACCUAAAAGCAGAGAUGGGAGUGGAUGGCUCCUCAUCCCCGUUAGAACCGUCAAAGCAAAAGUCGGAUGAAGCAAAGCAUGAUGAAGGCUCAGCAUAGAACUCGGCCAAAGACUAUAACUUCGAUGUUGAUUGUGAUUUUAGUUGGUUAUAACUGGUUUUGUUUGAGAAAACUAUUGUCGAGAAAGGGACAUUACUGGGAGUCCCAAUUGUCCUUUGUACUUGUAUUAAGUAUUUAUUCGAUGAACUGUGA
Messenger RNA from Hibiscus syriacus, 508 nucleotides. RefSeq names its product heat shock factor-binding protein-like. Gene Ontology annotation, biological process: cellular heat acclimation. Gene Ontology annotation, molecular function: transcription corepressor activity. The coding region runs from base 86 to 355 and encodes 89 amino acids. The record is from RefSeq and is a predicted model, not a curated record. Lineage: Eukaryota; Viridiplantae; Streptophyta; Magnoliopsida; Malvales; Malvaceae. Gene Ontology annotation, cellular component: cytosol; nucleus. The transcript is spliced from 5 exons.